ACGCGCCACCAGCGACCACCACCGGUUUGCAUCCACCGCCACCUCCAACUGGUGGGAAACCCACCCGGGACAUUACGGAGGAGCCGGGGUGGGGGACACGGGUGGGGUCCCGGCUCCAUGCCCACCCCCCUCGGUCCUUCCUAAAGCGAAACCCACCCACCCCUACACCAACCCUGGGCUCCGCGCUCCGGGGGCGGAUGGAGCGGAGGAGGAGGAGGAGGAGGAGGGGAUUUGUAGAUGUUCCCUGAGGCCGCGGGCUGCCCUGGCUCCUGGCGAUGCAGCUCUCUUCCAGCGCGGCUGAGCUCAGCUGUGACGAGACGAUGGAGCCCCCCUCGGAGGACUUCCAGCAGGUCCUGUCCAUCGACCAGAUCCGCUCCAUCCGUGCCAGCAACAACUACGUGGAGCGCCCGGCCGGCUGCUGCCAGCAGACCCGCUCCAACCCUUCCCUGGCCCAGCCGCCUCCCAAACAGGAGUGGUCCCAGGACCGCCUGGCGUCUUCCACCUUCCAGGACCUGCACCUCAGCCACCAGAUGCCACCUUUGCGACAACACAUGAGCCAUUCCAGCACGGCCAGCUCGGUCUCCCAAAGCACCACCACCUCCGACCAACGGCUCCUCAGCAGCCUCACCCCUUCCCACUCCGGCCAUUCCCUCAUCCGGACGCAACCGCGGGCGGGGGAGCCGAAAGCCGAGGAGUCGCCGCUGAAAGGGGUCCCGGAGAAGCCCUCCCUGCAGGGCGGCCACCACCUCCUGCUGUGCGAGGAGUGCGGGCGCUGCAAGUGCGCCCGCUGCACGGCCGCCCGCAGCCUGCCCUCCUGCUGGCUCUGCAACCAGCGCUGCCUCUGCUCCCCCGAGAGCCUGCUCGACUACGGGACGUGCCUGUGCUGCGUCAAGGGCCUCUUCUACCACUGCUCCACCGACGACGAGGACACCUGCGCCGACGACCCCUGCUCCUGCGGGCCGGGCUCCUGCUGCGCCCGCUGGGCUGCCAUGAGCUUCCUCUCCCUCCUCAUGCCCUGCCUCUGCUGCUACUUUCCUACCUUGGGCUGCCUCAAACUGUGCCAGCGGGGUUAUGACGGGCUCAAGCGCCCCGGCUGCCGCUGCCAGAGCCACACCAACACGGUCUGCAGGAAGAUCUCCUCCUCCGGCAGCACGCCUUUCCCCAAGACGCUGGACAAGCCGGUAUGACCCUGCCAGGGAGGAGAAGGCGGCUUUCCUCCUCUUCCUCCCCCUCUCCAUCCCUCUCCUUCAGCUCCCUCUGCUCUGCAGCGCUCGCCCACUCCCCGCCACCGCCCCCCCUUCACCCGCCUCAUCCCCGCCGGGGUCCUCUAAGCUCUGGGAACACCAGGGUGGCAGGGUGACCAGGGCAGCUGGCACCGAGCUGGUAGGGAAUGGUGGUUUUGCACACGUGGGUGAGGGACCAGGAGAGGCAGAGAGAGUCGCUGGUGCCCUCCCCAGUGGAGAAGGGUGGCUUAGAGGGUCCUCAGAGCUCUGUUCUCAGAGGGUUUUAGGAGCUGCUGUUGCCCCCAUGGCGUGGUUCUUCCCAGUGAGAGAAAGAGGCAGGUCACAGAUUCACAGAAUGGUUUGGAUUGGAAGGGACCUUCAAGACCAUCUAGUUCCAGCCCUCCCUGCCAUGGGUAGGGACACCUUCCACUAGAGCAGGUUGCUCCAGGCCUCAUCCGAGCUGACUCCGAACACCUCCAGGGAGGGGGCAUCCAUGACCUCCCUGGCCAAACCUGUUCCAGUGUCUUACCAGGUCAACAAGAGUCAACCUCACAGCUGUGCACAAGUCCCCCAGCAGCCAGACCUUCUUCU
Molecule: messenger RNA, 1814 nt
Organism: Dryobates pubescens (Downy woodpecker)
Lineage: Eukaryota; Metazoa; Chordata; Aves; Piciformes; Picidae
Gene: SPRY3
Product: sprouty RTK signaling antagonist 3
Exons: 2
Coding region: 276-1187 (303 amino acids)
Biological process (GO): negative regulation of fibroblast growth factor receptor signaling pathway; animal organ development; multicellular organism development
Cellular component (GO): cytosol; membrane
Source: RefSeq, a predicted model, not a curated record